Molecule: messenger RNA, 1372 nt
Organism: Thunnus maccoyii (southern bluefin tuna)
Lineage: Eukaryota; Metazoa; Chordata; Actinopteri; Scombriformes; Scombridae
Product: type-2 ice-structuring protein-like
Exons: 8
Coding region: 454-1116 (220 amino acids)
Source: RefSeq, a predicted model, not a curated record
UUUAGAUAUAUGAUAUUAAUUUUACUAUACUGAUAUUAAUAUGCAUGAACUUGCUCCACUGCGCCCCCUGCUGGUCGCUCAGCUACACGUUCAAACUCAUGUACAGCAGAUAAAUCAAACCACGUGAAUCCAAAACGUUUGAUUUGACCUUAAAUAUUACACGCGAUUGUGCACGAGAGUUUAGUUUCACUUUCAUCUAUAACAGAGAAAAAAGAAAAAAGAAAAUAUAUGAAAUGUAUCGAUUGAGAGAAGACACUUUGAUUUUUAAACGUCAAAAUGUACAAUGGCUGAAAUAUAUUUGCUGUAUAAUUUCUUACACAAUGUAUAUUUUGAAACAUUGCUACGCAUUAAAAAAAAGAAAUCUAGAUAUGCGACAGUAGAAACGUGAAACAUCUGUGGCUGAGAGAAGACCACCAAACGAGCUGUGCGGUCAAUUUCCGAGGAACGGGGGAGAUGCAGCUUCCGGUCAGCUGCAAUAACGCUGAGCCCACUGUUUACUGGACAUCUGUGGUUUUCACCGUGGGAUGUAGAACUACUGCUGCAUACUUGAAGGAAAUCUUCAUCUGUAACAUCUGCACCAUGAAGAUGUUGACUGUGUUUCUCUUCCUUUGUGCCAUGAUGGCUCUGACCCCAUCUGCUGCAUAUCCCAUAGACAUGUUGUCACCUAUCCCAGUCUCACUACCUCCGAUAUCAGAGCCGGGCUUCUUUUUUUCUUGUCCUGAUGGUUGGACUAUGUUCAGCACUCAAUGUCUCCUCUACGUUCCGACAAAUAUGACCUGGGCUGAAGCUGAGGAAAACUGCAGACACAAUUCACAAUACCAGGAUGGAACCCUUGCAUCUGUGUAUGACUCUUCGAUCUCCCACGAGAUUCAUGAUGUGCUGAAAAGUGCCGGUAAUGAGCAUGGAAAAGUAUGGGUCGGAGGCUUUAAUACAGCACAGGAUCCGUCUUGGUACUGGAGUGAUUAUAUGGGUUAUAAUCAGUUUCAUGACUUCUGUUCUGAAAAGCAUGAGCACCACUGUCUACAAAUUACCUUUGAAGAACAGGAAUCGGGAUGCCUGGAUGACAUGGACUGUGACGCUAAGCUCCCAUCUAUCUGUGCCAUAAUCCUCAUGUGAUUCCUGCCCUGAAACAGAAACUUAAUGUAUCUGUAAAAACAUAACUGGAUGAGUAUUUGUAUCAUCAGUCUCAUAUAUAACCUGAAGGCAUCUAUAUUUCUCUUCUAUCUCUGUAAUGCUAAUUUAAGGAACGAAGCGACAAGUGACAUAAACAGGAGUUGGAUUGUCUCUCCGGCCUUGUGGCUUUUAUAAGAGAAGACUGGAUGUGGUAUGAAAUGAUUGCCUGUUGUCAUGACUUUCUGUAUGCAAGAAUAAA